GUUGCAAAUGCCAUGAAGAACUCGCUGCCCUUUGAUGCUCCUGAUGCAUCGCAAGAAGGCCAGAAGGUACUGAAAGUAGAAGUUACUCCGACAGUGCCGAGGAUUUCUCGGACUGCUAUUACAACAGCUUCUAUCCGUCGUCAUCGCUGGAGGAGAGAAGAUGCUGAAGGUGUAAAUGGAAGAGAAGAAUCUGUGAACCUUAAUGAUGCUGAUGAAGGAUUUUCAUCAGGAGCUUCCCUCAGCAGCCAGCCAGUUGGGACCAAACCUCUAUCAUCUGUAUCCCAGAAGGGCAGCUUAAGGAAAACAGCAAGUGGACGUUCUGUUAAGGAUAAAGAAACCUCUUCUGCAGCAAAAUCCAAUGAGAGCCCUCGAGAUUCAGUAGCUCGGAAGCAGUACAUGCACCAAUCGACUGACCUUGGUGCAGAUAUAAUUGAGAUGACACCUACUAAAAAACACCUCAGUCUGCCUGCUGGGCAGGUGGUGCCAAAAGCCAACAGUUUGAGCCUGAUCAGGACCGCCAGUGCUUCCUCCAGUAAAUCAUUUGACUAUGUGAAUGGCAGUCAAGCAGGCUCCAGUGUUGGAGCUGGUACAGAGGGUGUUACCAAUCUAGCAGCUGGCAACACCAAUAGGUUUUCAACUAUCAGCCUACAGGAGGACCGACUAGGCCAAGCUGGGGAAGGUAAAGAUCUCCUUCCCCCAGGGGGUCCCCUAACCAAGCAGUCUCGAUCUCCAAGUUUCAAUAUGCAGCUGAUAUCCCAGGUGUAACUUUGACUCCCUUCCUUAGGACUCCCUCUUUCUCCUUAAUCCCCAGGCACGUUCAUCCUUAGGCAAAACAUGAACCAUCAUCCUGCAGUGUGAAAAUACUGACUGUUGUGAUCUUGUUUGAUUUGGUUUAGCUAUCAUACUGUAUUACUGAAACAGCAAUAAUUCUUCCCUCACCUUCAUCCCUCCCCCCCUUCCCUUGUAAACAUAGUUGUGAAGCAGUAUAUAAUGUACUGUAUGCCUUUUUCCAUGCCUUCCUUUCUCCUUGGGUGAUGUGCAAUCCAUCGUAGGCUGAUCAGUCCCAUUUCAACACUGUGAGACUGGAGACACCGGCGGAAAUGGUGAAUGUGAUCCCUAUGAGAUGAUGCUUUGGCUUUGUUAAGAAAUAGAAACGGGUUUGUUUUCUCAGUCUACAGUACUGCAAAGACUACUGGAUCAUGACUUUUCUUUCUCAGAACCAGGAGUGCCUCAGAGAUUCUAGUGUGACUUUGGACCUCUCUGAGUCUGUGCAAUUGAUUCUGGGGAGGGGAUUGUCAUUGCUGCUCCUGGCUGCCUACAGCACUUUUUUCAUUAAAACGAGGGUAGUUUUUUCUUGCC
Molecule: messenger RNA, 1359 nt
Organism: Pelecanus crispus (Dalmatian pelican)
Lineage: Eukaryota; Metazoa; Chordata; Aves; Pelecaniformes; Pelecanidae
Source: RefSeq, a predicted model, not a curated record